UUAAAACCUAGGAUAGAAUACAAUCAUUUUCACACUCCACUCGAAUCAUAGGUUCCAAGUCUAACCUACAAAGUUGAAAGACGAAUUGGAAUCCGGAGAAGAGCCAAUUGUACAAUUACAUGUUUAUCAUUACAGAGUGCACGUUUAAAAAUAUAUAAAAUGAUAAAGGCAAUUUUAGUGUUCAAUAAUCAUGGAAAACCUCGACUGUCAAAGUUUUAUCAUUAUUUCAAUGAAGACAUGCAACAACAAAUAAUAAAAGAAACCUUCCAAUUAGUCUCCAAAAGAGAUGACAAUGUCUGCAAUUUCUUGGAAGGUGGGAGCUUGAUAGGCGGUUCUGACUAUAAACUCAUUUAUAGGCAUUACGCUACUCUUUAUUUCGUCUUUUGUGUUGAUUCAUCAGAAUCAGAACUCGGAAUAUUGGAUUUAAUUCAAGUCUUCGUAGAAACUCUUGAUAAAUGUUUUGAGAAUGUCUGUGAAUUGGAUUUGAUUUUUCAUGUUGAUAAAGUUCAUUACAUUCUUAAUGAGUUAGUGAUGGGUGGAAUGGUGCUGGAGACUAAUAUGACCGAGAUUUUAACAAGGAUUGAAGACCAAAAUAGAUUGGAGAAACAAGAGGCGGGAAUAACAGCCGCACCAGCACGAGCGGUAUCAGCAGUGAAAAACAUGAACAUUCCACAACAAAUUAAGGACAUGAAGCUGCCCGAUUUGCCGCAAGCAAUCAAAGAUUUAAAAUUCUGACCAGCCGUUACAUCCGUUUCCCCUAGCUGACUGGAUUCCCCGACAUUUUCCAACACGAUCUAUGAUCCAUCGUUAUUUCAACAAAUGUACACACGUACGGACAGAAAUGAAAAUUCACCAAUUCUUCCAAAUUUUGAUGACCAAGUGAUAAAUAAGUCAUGAUGAUACCACAAUUAAACGAAUUUUUCUUUAUUAUUGAAAAAAACUAUAGAUUAAUUAUUAUCUUACGAAUUCCAUUUUCCGUUUUUAAUUAAGGACGUGUUAAUGUCACUCCGUUUUUUUUCCGUUUUAAUUUUCCGCAUUUCUAUUAAAUAAUUUAUCAAAUUGAUGCUAAAAAUAUGAGAAGUUAUGGGAAAACAGCAAUACAUCCUUGACGGUUCUUUGAACCUGACAUGGUGAAGUCGAAGGUUUUUGUUCGUGAAAAAGACCGAAGCCUUCGGUAAAAGCGUAUUAUGGAUUGCCCAGUGUUAGGAAUAAUAAAAAGUGUAACUCAUGAUCAAGUUGAUCAUUUUCAUAGCAACUUGAAUGUUAGACAAUUACAAAUAAUCGUAUUAAAUCGAGAACUAGUUUUUUUUUUGUAAGGACCAAUUCUAUUGCACUGAACAUUGUCUUUCAGAUAAAUACCAUUACCAUGCGGAGGGUGAAUGAUUCGUCAUAUAUUUUGGGAUAAA
Fopius arisanus is the source of this 1406-nucleotide messenger RNA. RefSeq names its product AP-3 complex subunit sigma-2 or (gene or). Gene Ontology annotation, biological process: intracellular protein transport; Golgi to vacuole transport. Lineage: Eukaryota; Metazoa; Arthropoda; Insecta; Hymenoptera; Braconidae. The transcript has 3 exons. The record is from RefSeq and is a predicted model, not a curated record. The coding region runs from base 160 to 735 and encodes 191 amino acids. Gene Ontology annotation, cellular component: membrane coat; intracellular membrane-bounded organelle; AP-3 adaptor complex.